AUGAGAUUGGAACGGAAGGGACCCGCCUCUCCUUUGGGCGUUUCCUCGGAUAAUUCACGAGCAACACUGUUCCAUUCUCUGCCCCUGACAGUCUCUCGUACAUCACUCCCUCCUACUUCCCUCCUCCACAUUCUUAUCCCCACCCGAACCCCCCCGAUGAACUAACCUGCCGCUCGAAGAUGCCUCAGCUCGCAUCGAACUCCGAUAAGUUAGACCCCGACUCCAUUCGAGCUGUGAUUGCCGCAAUCAAUGAGUCCAUUGGGAGGCUCCUGGGGAAUCCUGACCGGUGGAACGAUCUCAAGGCGAAAUGCAUCUUCCUGCUCGCCGAGACCCGGAAGGAGAUGGAGUUCUUCGAGUUUUCGGAGAGUUCUGUGAUAUCGAACCUCUACUGGGGGAUUGAGGGGAUUGAGUCGGUGAUGAGGGCGAAGGGUCGGCCCAAGGAGAGUGAUACCCGGCUCAAGGACUCCGAACAGAUGCUGCAGGUCCCGGCAUUGCUCGAGGAACAUGGGACGACGUCCGGAAUCCCGAAUGGGUAUUUAGUCGGCCUGUCGUACUUCUACCUCGCCGUGGUUAAGAGGCUGCAGGGGGAUGACUGGCAGGUUGCAAUGCACUUCGUCCAGUCACUCCUCGUCGCCCCAGGGCUCAUUGGCGGAGUACUUGCUCCUGAACUCUGUGAGUCUUUAUUCCCUUCUAGGGCCCGGGAAUCGACUUCGGCCGGGGAAAUUGGCGAGGACCGAGCCAUGGAAGAGGGGGCUAUUGGGAAGCUCGCUAGGAGGUACAGAGACCGGCUAAUGUAUUAUCGAGUCGUGCUGUACAAUGAGAGGCUCCCGGGGCAGGAUGGCAACGGAUGCAGCGGCCGGGAUCCGCCGGAUAAUGAAUCAGGAUGUUCUGGGGAUACAGUAUCCAAGAGUUCCGAUGACUCUUUGUAUGAGAAUGAGAAUGGACAUUUCCAGGUGACCGAUUCCAAGGCCAUACAUUUCUCGAAGGAGCAAUCACUGAAGGGAGAUCCUGCUGAUGAGUUAGAUUGGACAAAAGAUCAUGGGUACUUCGAUAGAGGAUCGGGCUUUCAUACCCAUGGUGAUGAAGAGGAAAAAACGAGCACGGAAACCAAGAAAAGGCUCCAGGACAUGCUGAAGGAACCGCAGACGGAUUCAGAGUUGGAUUCGCCGUCUUCGAGUUAUUCACCUAUCGAUGCUGCUAUUGAAGAAAGUGAGGAGGAAGAUAAGGAGGUUAAAAGCUCAAAACAAUAUGCGCUGAUUCUAGCGAAAGAUCAGCAAGCAAAAAGCGAUUGGAUGCAGCUGAGCAAAGAAGUCUAUCCCUCGAAUUUAUCACAAUCCUUUCAUCAUCGACCAUUUGAUGGAGAUUACGGUGUCACGGAAGUGAAAAUUACUAAUAUCGUGCCUCAUAAAGUUCCAAGUCCCAUUAAUGAUUUCAGUUCUUCCAUCUCGAAGCUCAGAGACCAAAAGCAGGAGUUACAGCUUUUCGAUCAGAUAGCCGCCACAUCCCGAAGAGCUGCUCCACGGAAAAGACACAAAAGUUCAUCGAGUAAUAAAGACAACCUCAGAAAAUGUCCAGUAAAGGACCCACAAACCGAUCUGUUGGUAAUAUUUGAGAAGGUGAUCUCGAAACUCUGUUUCUCGGAAGGACUGGCUAAGCUCGAUGAAGAAGAGUCUGUACUUGAAAUCACAGCAAUUUAUGAGAUGCUGAACAACAAGAAAGGAGUGAAGUACACCAUGCUGAAGGAGGUCAUCCUCGACCAGCUUCUGACUGCAAUAUCGACUUCCAAUGAGGAGAGGCUUGUUAGAAUGUCGGUUUGUAUUCUCACAACUAUUGCCUCAGGAAACCACUCGGUUUUACGGGACAUUAAAAGGAAGGGUCUUCAGUUAUGUGACCUUGCGAACGCGCUAAAGAGAAAUGUUCACGAGGCGGCAACUCUGAUAUACUUGAUAAAACCGACUCCAACGGAAAUUAAGACCUUGGAGCUCCUCCCAACUUUAGUGGAGGUGAUCUGCUCCAGGAGCAAUUACAGUAAGCUCAACAAGCUGGCAAUAGAAAUUCCGCUGACGCCUCCUGUGGCUUCAUUGAUGAUUAUUAAGGUGCUAGUCACCGCAUUCGAUUGCUCUACGAACACAACCCAUUUGGCUGUGAUCAACUCCCCACGUGUUCUCCAUGGGCUUAUCGAGGUCGCAAGGGAUUCGGGUGGGGAGGAGUCAAUAGCACUUGCAACGAUCAUUGUGAAGUGUAUGCGGUUCGACGGGCAGUGCAGAGCCCAUAUUUCGCAGUUUACUCCCGUGGCUCCAUUUCUCGGUCUUCUGCAGAGCAAGAAGAAGCAAGCAAAGCUGAUUGCACUUGAGUUCUUCCAUGAAAUUCUUUGCAUGCCCAGGUCGGCAGCCGUAGGCCUAUUGCAUAGGGUACGGAAAGAAGGAGGGGCGAACCUUAUGCAGAGCUUGUUGCUCUAUGUCAGAAGCUUGGAAUCCCAUCACCGACUGUUUGCCGCGAAUUUAUUGAUUCAAUUAGACGUGCUCGAUAACUCGCCAAGCAGGAGCGGGUUCAGUGAAGCAGCUAUGCAGGUCUUACUCGAUUCUAUGUCAACUGAAGAGGACCAGCUGUCAGCAUUUAUUCUAUCCAAUCUCGGGGGAACUUACGCUUGGACAGGGGAACCAUACACGAUACCAUGGCUUGUGAAAAAGGCUGGAUUAACUUCACGUCACCACAGGAACUUGAUCAGGGAUGUCGAUUGGGAGGAUCAAAUCCUACAGGAUACAGAGACGGACUCAUGGUGCAGCAAAGUCGCGAGGAGUGUGAUCUUGAUUGGGAAACCCGUCUUUGAAACCCUCGGGAAGGGCUUGAAGAGCAAGAGCAAGCAGAUCAGCCGAGACUAUUUAACAGCAACUGCCUGGCUCGGAUUUGAGAUCUCCAAGGGCCCACAUGGCCUGAGGUACUCGGCUUUUGACGUAAUAAUCGGUGGGCUCGAGCAGUUCUUACAUCCUGGUGUAGACCUCGAAGAGCGGGUACUAGCAUUGCUGUGCAUCUAUAACUAUGGGUCGGGCAAAGGGAUGCAGAAGCUAGUUCAUUUCUCAGAAGGUGUUCGGGAAUCCCUGAGACGGCUUUCCGGAAUCUCAUGGAUGGCAGAGGAACUGCAUAAAGUAGCAGAUUAUUAUCUUCCCAACAAAUCGAGGAUUUCCUGCGUCCACACGCAAGUUCUCGAGGCAGGCCAAAGUUACAGUGGGCCCGUGAAUGCCCUCAUUUACUACAAGGGGCUGCUAUGGAGUGGGCACUCCGAUGGAUCAAUCAAGGUAUGGGACAUCAAAGGGCAAACGGCAACACUAGUGUGGGACCGGAAGGAGCACAAGAAGGCAGUAACCUGCUUCUCACUCUUUGAGCACGGAGAAAACCUCUUAAGCGGAUCUUCUGAUAGGACGAUUAAGGUUUGGAAAAUGAUCCAAAGGAAACUGGAAUGCAUCGAAGUGAUAAGCAUAAAUGAACCGAUAAAGCAGUUGGAAACACAUGGGAAAAUGAUUUUGGUUGUUCCUCAAGGUCAUGGGAUUAAGGCCUUGGAUUCGUCAAGAAAGAUUGAAGAAAUAUGCAAGAGCAGAAAGGUGAAGUGUGUGAGUGUGAUUCAAGGCAAGAUUUAUGCGGGCUGCAAGGACUCGAGCAUACAGGAACUAGCUUUGGCAAAUUACCGGGAACGAGAGAUCAAGGCGGCAUCAAAGAGGUGGAUGCUGCAGAGAAAGCCGAUAAGUUCGAUUUUCGCCUACAAAGACUGGAUCUACACUGCAGGCUCAGGAGUCGAGGGAUCGAACAUUAAGGAAUGGAGAAGGAACUAUGAGGUCCAGACGAAAAUACCAGCGGAAAGGGCGGCAAGUGUUGUAGCAAUGGGAGUGGUCGAGGACUUUGUGUACCUGUCUUCUACUUCAUGCCCGAGUGUCCUUCAGAUAUGGCUGAGAGGAACGCAGCAGAAAGUUGGGAGAAUAUCAGCUGGGAGCAAGAUCACAAGUCUCUUAACAGCGAACGAUGUUGUCAUUUGUGGGACCGAAGCUGGGCUGAUAAAGGGUUGGAUUCCACUCUAGGGGGGCAUUCCAUUUCUUCAGGCGUUAUGGAAGUGAAAUGACAGCAAGUGUGGCAAUUGGCUUUUUUUUUGGUGGUGGAUUUUGGGACUACGUUAGACUGUUCAUAUCGUGUUAUAUCGUGUCACAGCAUACAAAGGAAGUGUAAAAAGUCGGAACGGGGAAUACGCAUACCAACAUGUACUGGUAGUAGAAAUAUAAUCGUGGCAAUAUAAGUGAUUUGAAAUUUUGUAAUCGGCAACGGUUUACACAAUACAUUUCUGAAUAUAUUUUUCAAGGUCA
Molecule: messenger RNA, 4349 nt
Organism: Punica granatum (pomegranate)
Lineage: Eukaryota; Viridiplantae; Streptophyta; Magnoliopsida; Myrtales; Lythraceae
Source: RefSeq, a predicted model, not a curated record